AAGGCGAAAUGAUAUCAUUUUUUGCGCAAAGGCAAGGCGCGGUGCAGCAGCAGUAUUCUGGCUGAUGGGGCAACGUCGGGCCUCCCCUCCGACGAAGUGCCACACAGCAUCUAAGGCAAAGAAAAUGCUCACUUCCACCCCGAGCUCCGACGGCUGGACCAAGGGGAACUCAUGCCCCGCAUCCCUAUGCGCGAUCUGGUCCAUGAGCUGCGCGAUGCCGCGCGCGGCCUCCUCUGGGUCCCCCUCCAAGCCGGGGGCGACAAGGAACGCCUGCACAUCGGGCCAGGAAAACCACUUCGGGAGAGCCCAGUCCUGAUCUUCACUUGCAGCUCGUACCGCUGCCACCGCAGCGCGAUUCGCAUGCAUGUCUGCUCCGACCGCCUCGUUGCGCGCGCCGCCUAACCCCAACAGCGCGUGCAUCCCUUCCACGCCCGGCGCGUGGAGGACUUCCUCCGACACGCCACCCUGCUCCACGGCGGCGCGCUCUAAGGCAGACGCGACGCCACAGGGUCUCCGAAAACAGCGUCUCCAUCGACUCUGUACAAAGGCUGGGAAGCCGACGCAGAAAAGAACCCGAAAAGAGCAGAGCCCUUUGGGAUAGUGCCAACGAGAGAGCCCUUCGAAAAUGCCGUAGCGGCCGCAUUCGUCACGUCAGUGGAGGCAGGAGGCGGAGGGGGAGGGGGAAGAGAAGGAGGACGGGGAGGAGGGAGGAAUACGGAGGACGGAUGAUGCAACGAGAAGGGGAGAGAGAGAGAGAGAGAGAACGAGAGAAAGAGAGCAAGAGAGAAACAGAGAGAGAGAGAGAGAUUGGCGGCGAGAGGCAGGAGGCGGGAGGAGGAAAAAAAGACGCGACCGCAGUGCUCCAUUCACAACGAAUACCCAACCAAGGAGGGUUGGGAACAAUGACAAUUGGACGGCAGUCCGCCGAGCCAAUAACAACUAGAGUGUCCUCUGGCAGACCGGCAACAAAAUAUUCACCGACCUAUGCUUCAAAUACUAAGGAUCGCGGAACCCGUUACAAAAAACAUGAACAAUGCACACUGCAAGGUUCCAAGAGCCGCGCGAGCAAACGGACCCUCCCCAUCCCUCUCCCGCGCUGGAAAGACCCAGCGCUGCCCACCUCUCCGACCUCGCAACUGUAAGACGUAUGCCGUAGCGGCCGCAUUCGUCACGUCAGUGGAGACAGGAGGCAGGAGGAGGAGGGGAGGCGGGAGGCGGGAGGAGAAGGAGAACUGGAGAACUGGAGAGCGUAGCCAGACACCGGCCCACAGACAGACAGACAGACAGGCAUACAUACAUACAUGCCCAAGGAUGUGGGCGCAAGGUGGAGCGACCCGCUCUUAAGAGUAAAGCAAAGCAUUAAAUUCACUGGGCUGACCGCAGGCGGACGUCACCUGCAAGCCAGCAUUGCAGCCUGACACGCCUUGGCGCGAACGGCACACAUACUGAGGCGCCGACCAAUUCCCUUUCGGAACAUUCGAACGCCAACAAUGAAACUUCGCCACCCUGUCGCAGGCACGUUGGGGCCAUAUGAGAGCGCUCGUUGGCUUUCGGGAAAUGUUUCUGCUGGGGCGGCGGUGAUUCGCCGUAUGUUCGAUACCUAAGAUGGAGCGCCCAACUACGAGGAUCUGAGCCAUCCCAAACUAUGGUUGGCGCCGCGCCGCCGUUCGUGCCAGUUGAGACCUGCAGAAAUGAGGUUGGCCAACAUUGGCUGGAAGAUCACACUCCACUGGUAUGAGCACGAGCUGCGAACAUCAAAGACGCCCAAGGCGAGGUAAGCGCGACGCGGAGCCCGACCGAUUCGCCUUUUCCGUGGCUUUGUACAUUCGCAGCACGCCCUCGAAGAUGUCCCUGACAUCAUCAUUUAUCAGAUUCAUCUUAUGGCCGCACGGGGAAGUCAGAAUCGCCUUGGGCGCUUGUGUAUGGCAGCAAUUGCCCUCGCAGAAGUCGAUUGUCUCGACCCCCGGUGCCCGGCCGCUCCGCACGAGCAUGUUGAGCAUGGUGUAGGCUGCGACCUCGUGGAACACGCUGCCGCAGCUGGAUACGACGUCAGCUGGCGCCAGUCGGGCCAGACGUGGUAGGGAAUAUAAAGAAUGUCGACCCAACCGAAGCAGAGCCUGUUCUGCCCCCAGUUCCGCAGAGCGGGUAGGGCCUGCACUUCUGGUCUCCUCAAGAUCUGGAGGCCCUGAUCUAAGAAGGGCGCCCUGUUCGUCGCCGUCGGGCGAUGGUCAGGCAGCGGCGUCGUGAACCAGUUGCCCGUCUCCAGGAAGUGGCCGUACAGCUCUUCGCCCUCGAGGCAUCGGUUCGGGACUUCCUGCUCCAUCCACUUCGGGUUUCCAUUUGGAUCCUUGAUGGUGUCGUUGUUCUUGUCCACGGCAUGCCACCUCAAGAGCAGCCCGCUGUCCGUGAUCCAGACCUUCCGCCCGUCGAGACGUUCGAUCGGGAACAGCCCUGGGUUGAUCCACAUAUCGGCGUGGAUCCACAGCGCCCCCGCCGGGGCUGGCCCCUUCAGGCUGUCGAGGGACCCGAAUAUUCCCGCCAAGCAGGUCGCGGUGUUGCAGGCUGACACGCAGUUGCCCCGCACGGGGUCGCAUGGGCCCCUCCCGGGUGCCCUCGACUCCCACACGUCCCAGAACAGCUCGUAGUACCUGGCGUAGAGGUACCUGCGCUCCUCUCGAACGUUAUGGAGAACGAGGAGGUACGAAGCGAACGGUCCCCGCGGGGAGGCAGGUCGCGUCGUGGAGGGCGGGGAAGCCUCGCCGCGGGCGGCCUCGCCGCGGGCGGCCUCGCCGUGGAACGGCCUCGCAGUGGACGGCCUCGCCGUGGACGGCCUCGCCGUGGACGGCGACGGGGUGCGGGGCGGGGCGGCGGGGGAGGUUCAAGGGAGGGCCAGGACCUGGCGCGGGGAAGGCCCGCGCCGAACAGAGCGGGGAGCCCGCCGCUGCCGUACCCCGCGCCUCGGAGGCCCAAGGCCGCCAGCGCCAGCGCGGCCAGAAGCGGGGGCGCCGUGCGGCAGCCCACGCGCAGGGACACGGGCCAGCCGCCCGGCCCGCCCGGCUCGCACCGCCCGGCUCGCAUCAGCGCCGGGAGGAGGAGGAGGAGGAGGAGGAGGAGGAGGAGGAGGAGGAGGAGGAGGAGGAGGAGGGAGGCCUGCCGCCGUCGCCCUCCCGCUCCCGCGGCGGCCUGGCGCGGGGGCGGUGCCGCCCGAGCGGCCCGCGCGAGCAGGGCCUGGGGCGGGGCUGCCUGGGGCAGAGGCUUGGGCCACAGACUGGAGCCUGGGCUCGAGCCAGCCCUCCUCGUGCU
Prorocentrum cordatum is the source of this 3303-nucleotide messenger RNA. The record is from the annotation of a GenBank genome assembly. NCBI's taxonomy places the organism in Eukaryota, Dinophyceae, Prorocentrales, Prorocentraceae.